Messenger RNA from Malus domestica (apple), 2037 nucleotides. RefSeq names its product galactoside 2-alpha-L-fucosyltransferase-like. Gene Ontology annotation, biological process: xyloglucan biosynthetic process; cell wall biogenesis. NCBI's taxonomy places the organism in Eukaryota, Viridiplantae, Streptophyta, Magnoliopsida, Rosales, Rosaceae. Gene Ontology annotation, cellular component: Golgi apparatus; membrane. The record is from RefSeq and is a predicted model, not a curated record. Gene Ontology annotation, molecular function: galactoside 2-alpha-L-fucosyltransferase activity.
UCACACAAUACCGGCUACAGUGUAUCCCAUCCCACGGCUGCUACUUCUUCUUCGCCCCAAAGUCCGACACCAGUCACUGGAAGAAACACUUCUACGACCCGACCCACACAUCGAUCCAAAUAGACCCAGAUCAGAAUACCAUUUCCUCGAAGCGAACGCUGAUCCGGGUCUCCGCAGUACCCAGAUGAAGUUUUUCAGAAGAUGAAGAGGUUCAAGCAAAACCUUGAUGCUGAUGAUUUGUCGAAGCAUUUGGAUUUGGAUACCCGUAGUGCUCUGAGGGACCCGGAUAGGAAAUCUGCGUCGGGUUCGAUGAAGGUGAUGGGGAUCUUUGUGGCUGCCUUGAUUCUGUUUUCGGUUUUGUUCUCGGUGAAUGUGGUUCUCAGAGACCCGCCUUCGGAUGCUGUUUUCGAAACUUCAAAAGCUGCAGUUCUUGAAGUGGAACCCAGAAAAGGUUUAGAAGAUCAGUUUUCUCAGUCUGUUAAGGUGCCAGAGGAUAAAUUGCUUGGCGGCCUUCUCGCUGAUGGAUUUGAUGAAGGAUAUUGUGUCAGCAGGUACCAGUCAGCUUCAUAUCGUAAAGAACUGCCUUACAGACCUUCUUCUUACCUUAUAUCCAAGUUACGAAGCUAUGAAGCUCUGCAUAAACGUUGUGGACCUUACACCAAAGCCUAUAACAAAACCCUGGAACAACUCAAGUCUGGCCAUGGCACAAGCUCCUUGGAUUGUAACUAUGUGGUAUGGAUUUCCUUUAGUGGAUUAGGGAAUAGGAUACUGACCCUAGCUUCAGUGUUUCUUUACGCUCUCCUGACAAACCGGGUUCUACUAGUGGACCCUGGAGUUGACAUGGUUGACCUCUUCUGUGAACCAUUUCCAGAAGUCUCAUGGUUUCUUCCCACGGAUUUCCCCCUUAAGGACCAGUUCAACAGCUUGGAUCAGAAAUCUCCUCACUGUUAUGGGAAGAUGCUGAAGACUAGUAACUUUACAAAUUCAGAUGAUUCGGUGAGGCCAUCUUUUGUGUAUCUCCAUCUAGCUCAUGAUUACGAUGAUCAAGAUAAGCUUUUCUUCUGCAAUCAAGAUCAGGCUUUCCUUGAAAGGAUACCGUGGUUGAUCAUGAAAACAGAUAACUAUUUUGUCCCGUCUCUUUUCUUGAUCCCAUCUUUCGAGCAGGAACUACAUAAACUCUUCCCAAGGAAGGAAACAGCCUUCCAUUUUUUGGGUCGAUACCUGUUCCACCCCACAAAUGUCGUAUGGGGAUUGAUUACUAGAUACUAUCAAGCUUAUUUAGCAAAAGCAGAUGAAAGAAUAGGCAUCCAGAUCAGAGUCUUUGAUACUGGGAUUGGCCCCUUUGAACACGUGUUUGAUCAGAUCCUAUCCUGUGCAUUGAAGGAGAAGCUGCUACCUGAACUCAACCGGCAGGAUUUCAUCGUCAGUCCAUCGGGAAACCCAAAGUCUAAAGCUGUGAUGAUGACAUCUUUAAGCUCUGGUUACUCUGAGAAGCUAAGAGACAUGUACUGGGAGCAUCCUACUGUGACAGGGGAGGUGGUUGGCAUUUUCCAGCCGAGUCACGAGGAGUAUCAACAAACUGAGAAGCAUACGCACAACCGCAAGGCAUGGGCCGAAAUGUAUCUACUAAGCUUGACAGAUGUGUUGGUCACAAGCUCAUGGUCAACAUUUGGGUAUGUCGCGCAGAGUCUUGGGGGGCUGACACCGUGGAUACUCUACAAACCGGAGAACAGUACAGCACCCAAUCCUCCUUGUCGACGAGCAAUGUCAAUGGAGCCUUGCUUCCACGCACCUCCCUUCUACGAUUGCAAGGCCAAGACAGGAAUCGACACAGGUGCAUUGGUUCCUCAUGUGAGGCAUUGUGAGGAUAUGAGCUGGGGUCUUAAGCUGGUCGAUCGUUACGAUGAGUUCUAGGUUUGUAGCUUGUGAUAUAUGACCGUUGUUGUAACUGUUUGAUCAUGAAUAACAUUGAAUUUUUCAUAUACACGAACGUUAUUCCAUGUUAGCAAAAAUAAAAAAUCGUUGAGUUUGAUGGAA